Limanda limanda (common dab) is the source of this 1092-nucleotide messenger RNA. It is a transcript of the gene tpm2, whose product is annotated as tropomyosin 2 (beta). The record is from RefSeq and is a predicted model, not a curated record. Gene Ontology annotation, biological process: muscle contraction; actin filament organization. The transcript has 9 exons. Gene Ontology annotation, molecular function: actin filament binding. NCBI's taxonomy places the organism in Eukaryota, Metazoa, Chordata, Actinopteri, Pleuronectiformes, Pleuronectidae. Bases 1 to 855 code for a protein of 284 amino acids. Gene Ontology annotation, cellular component: actin filament.
AUGGAGGCCAUCAAGAAGAAGAUGCAGAUGCUGAAGCUGGACAAGGAGAACGCCAUCGACCGGGCGGAGCAGGCGGAGGGAGACAAGAAGGGAGCGGAGGACAAGUGCAAACAGCUGGAGGAGGAGCUCCUGGGUCUGCAGAAGAAGCUGAAGGGCGUCGAGGAUGAGCUGGACAAAUACUCUGAGUCGCUGAAGGACGCCCAGGAGAAGCUGGAGCAGGCGGAGAAGAAGGCAGCAGACGCGGAGGCGGAGGUGGCGUCUCUCAACAGACGCAUCCAGCUGGUGGAGGAGGAGCUGGACCGAGCUCAGGAGCGCCUGGCCACCGCCCUGCAGAAGCUGGAGGAGGCGGAGAAAGCUGCAGACGAGAGCGAGAGAGGAAUGAAGGUCAUCGAGAACCGAGCGUCCAAGGACGAGGAGAAGAUGGAGAUCCAGGAGAUGCAGCUGAAGGAGGCCAAGCACAUCGCGGAGGAGGCGGACACUGAACGUCCGCAGGUGGCGAGGAAGCUGGUGAUCCUGGAGGGCGACCUGGAGCGCUCUGAGGAGCGGGCGGAGGUCGCUGAGGCACGAGUGAGGGAGCUGGAGGAGGAGCUCCGCCUAAUGGACCAGAACAUGAAGUCCAUGAUGUGCGGAGAGGACGAGUACUCGCAAAAGGAGGAUAAAUACGAAGAGGAAGUCAAAGUUCUUUCUGACAAACUGAAAGAGGCUGAGACUCGUGCAGAGUUUGCAGAGAGAUCUGUGGCCAAGCUGGAGAAGACCAUCGACGACCUGGAAGAUGAAGUGUACGCUCAGAAGCUGAAGGGGAAAGCUCUCAGUGAGGAGCUGGACUUGGCCCUGAACGAUAUGACCACACUCUAGACGCUCUGCUCUUGCUUCCUGUCUGAACUGGUGUCCGCUGCUCGCUGUUGUUCUGGUCCAUCGAGAAGGUUCUAGAGAAGGUUCUAGAGAAGGUUCUAGAGAAGAAGAACCCCGGGCCCGUCCGUGCCUGUGUGCUGCUCUGAACAGAGGGUUGAGUCUCUGUUGUGUGUCUGUUGGUGGACGUUGUGUCUUUUCUCAAAUGUUUCCCUCCCUCUGUAAUAAACAGAUUCAAGCUCU